This is a messenger RNA of Cynoglossus semilaevis (tongue sole), 594 nucleotides long. It is a transcript of the gene cdc26, whose product is annotated as cell division cycle 26 homolog. Gene Ontology annotation, cellular component: anaphase-promoting complex. Lineage: Eukaryota; Metazoa; Chordata; Actinopteri; Pleuronectiformes; Cynoglossidae. Gene Ontology annotation, biological process: anaphase-promoting complex-dependent catabolic process; protein K11-linked ubiquitination; regulation of mitotic cell cycle. Bases 18 to 434 code for a protein of 138 amino acids. The transcript has 3 exons. The record is from RefSeq and is a predicted model, not a curated record.
GCAGUACUAUAACCCGGAUGUACACUGUUUAUCUGCAUCCGGUGCCAGAUGUAGCGUUUCCGCUCUCGGCUUUAGCUGCCAAAAAAACCGUAGAAAGAGGGAAAUUCAGAGAAGAACUCCACAAUCCCACAAGGAGUGUUGAGAAGAUGUUGAGGAGGAAACCCACUCGUCUUGAGCUAAAGAUCGAUGACAUUGAAGAGUUUGAGAGUGUCAAAAAGGAGCUUGAGGCCAGGAAGCGUCAGAGAGAGGAGGCAGAGUCAGGAGGCGGCGGUUCUUCUGUGAUCAGUGUUGACAUCAUCAGCGGCGGGCCCUCAGUUUCAGCCUCUUCCUCCUCCACAGCAUCAAGAACAGACCUCAUCAAUGAACGAAUCGGCUACAAGCCGCACCCCAAACCGGCCACUCUGCCCACGCUGUUUGGAAGUUUACAGUUUUAAUGUAAAAUAAAGGCUAUGACAAAACUACUAUGUAACUAUGUACAGACUACAGCAAAACCAAGAAAAAGAAGAUUUAGAUGUUAAUUUUACAAUAUUCAAAUGUAUAAUUUUUUUUUUUAAACUUGAGUUCUGGUUUCACUCUAAACUGAUUUUUUUUAAA